This is a messenger RNA of Porites lobata, 8830 nucleotides long. Lineage: Eukaryota; Metazoa; Cnidaria; Anthozoa; Scleractinia; Poritidae. The record is from the annotation of a GenBank genome assembly.
AUGAAAAUCAUUGCUUUUUUGCAGAAACGUGUCAAGUUACCAUUGGUAAACCUCAAUCAACACAUAACCUGCAAAUUGUGCAAUGGAUAUCUUAUUGAUGCAGCAACCAUAACAGAAUGUCUGCACACUUGUAAGUCUACGAAUUUACAUGACUUUCCUAUUGACGUAGUAUGACGGAUAGACUAGGGAAUAUUGGCUAGAGAUAUAUAGUAGCUGUAGAUUCUGUGAACAUAAACUAGGACUUCGCAGUUUCUCAAAAGUGGCAAAGCACUCACUCACUCACUUAACCUCCUCAUCCCAGCUGGGACAAAAGGCCACAAUAAAACCUCGACACUUUUAGCCUAUCCUGAGCUUUGGCCUGCGUUUCGCUCCAUGUUACACCCAUCUCCUCCAGCUCAACCCUGAUCAUCACUGUUCUCCACCAGGUGGAUUUAAUUGACUGACACCUCUUUUCCUCCUCUCAUUUGGAGUCCAUCUCAUGGCUGCAACUUUGAAUUAUCAGUGGGCGCUAAAGUCGAGGGCAGCACUUGAAAUCCUACUUGUCCCAAACUACUGGAUAAGACUUUUUUCGCGCCCCAAAUCAUGUCAUUAUUAUCAUAAUAUUACGUCCAAAGCAAUAAUUAAAACAUUCAUCAGAGCAGUGUUGGGCAUUUAACUCUUGAAUCAAGGGGGUUGGGGCACUUUGUAGUGAAUACAUUGUAUUAAGGUACCAUCCUACCUUCAGAACCGUCUUCAUGCAGAUUGCUCUAAAGUGCUUCUAACCCUACACGCUGUACUAUUUCUGAAAGCUUAAUGGUUGUAGAUCAUACGGCUAAUUUCUUUUGAAAAACGAAAAUGCUAAUGCAUUUCAGAAAUAACGAGCUUUCUGCAAAAGCACAUGUCUCUGUAAAUUUAAGUCCCCAAAGUCUCUGCAAAAUAACAUUUUUUCAAAAAAUUAUGAAUAUUGUUAUCAUGGAUACCUUAAUUAUCCUGUGCCAAUAUUCCUCAGUACAGUCCAAUCCAGUAUUGAGAUCAAUAACAUGUUUUGAUCUAUUCUUAAAUAUUUUGUCUUACAUUUUAUUUUGUUAGUUUGUAAGAGCUGCCUUGUGAGACAUAUUGAACUUGUUAAUCGAUGUCCAACAUGCAACACUGUUAUUCAUGAGACACAACCACUUUACAAUAUCAGGUAAAAAUUAAUAUUAAUUUUAAGUAAGUUGUAUUUUCCACUGGCUGAGGUACAAAAUAAGUGGAAAAUGUUUUCUCGCACACCGCAGAGAGCUGGGCCCAAGGGGUUAUUUUGAGUCACGUGCUCAUUGUUGUUUGUCAGUUGCUUUUUUGCUGUCUUCUGUUGCUGAUGGAAAUUUCAGAGCAUGAUAGUUUUUUCGAGGCUUUAUCGCCUAUAUCAUUUGUUGUUUUUUGUACUGUACCAUGAGUGCAAAGACGAUUAGGUCAAAGUCUCAGUCCGGAGCAAUUCUUAUUUUUUAUGACUGUAGCGAAACCCUUCUCCAGUAUUAAUAUUGAUAAAUAUUCCCCCAGGUGAUCAGGGAGACAAUGAUCUUGAGACUAGUCUACAUUGUUCUUUCAACCAGAGGCUGCUCACCUCGGAGACCUGCUGUGGUUAUUAGUACGACCGGACACGAAAAUCAUCGUCUCCUGAUCACUUGUGAUUUUGCAAUGAUUGCAAAGUGUCUUGAGAGCUUUACCAGUAGCUUUAGAGGUUUUGGCAUUGUCAGGUACAGUCAAAACUGGUGUGCCUCAUCUUCCUGUUGAUGAUCUUAGCAGAACCCACCAGGUGGGAUCCCGCAAUCUCACAUUUCGGUUUUGGAAAAAAUCUAUUUACUGGGUAUUCUGGACUUUAAAUUCUCUAUUCAUAUGUUUCUCCUAUGGUUAUGGUUAUAUUAUACUAGAAAUGAUGUGAAUCACAUUCUCUUCACAGACUUGACAGAACUAUGCAAGAUAUUGUUUACAAGCUCCUUCCAAGGAUUGAAAGGGGUGAGCUAGCAUUAAGAGUAACAUGGUUAAUAUUAAUCAUUUUCAAAACUGAUUCAAGACAUUGCCUGAAAUAUCUCACAUGAAGUGAUCCUAUUAGUUUCUGUAACUGUUUCUGAUUACAUGUAGAUGAUACAAUUAAUUGAACCUUUCACUUUUACCCCAAGUUUGGUCAAUGUUAUUUGGACUGAACCCAGAAUUUAAGUAAACCCAGCUACUUAUAUAACUUUGUUGAUUAGUGCAUCCUGUUUCUUUGAUUUCAGAGGAAAGGCGCAGAGAACGCAAGUUCUAUAAAGAUAGGCAGAUACCAUAUCCAACCCCCAGAGGUAUUUCCGCUGAUUUUAAGAAAUGAUAAUAUUAUUAUCUGCCCAGCUUGCAGUUCUAUAAUAGUCCAUUUUCGAGUUCACUAUGACCGCUGAAUUAAAGAAGUGAAGAUGCAUUUUUUACAGCCUUAGCCUCAAUCUGAAGUAAUAUAUUCACAACAAGAAGAAGACCUGUAUAUUACUCUGUCCAUUGUGUAUAUUCAAGUAAUAUUAUUUCAAACACUUACUUGCCAGAAUUUCUGAAUAUUUUACUUUACGUCAAGGCUAACCCUGUAUGAAUGUGUUGUUAAUUUUUGUAUUCAGCUGUAAUUUUUAAUUUGAAAGUGGACUAUUGUCAGUGCUUAAAAUAAUUAUAAAAUCUAUAUUUUUUUCUGUCUGUUGGGUCUGGUCCUGCUCCAACUACAUGCAUUUCCAUUUAAUUGCUAUAAUGUGGGAUCAAGAAAAUGUUCUAUAAAGUGCAAUUUAAAUUUGUUGUUUUUGCUCCUUUACAUUUACAUCACUAUCUGUACAGUCAUUUUUUGUACCAUUUCUAUGGCUCUCGUGUCCAUCGCAUAUAACGCAGAAAGGAAUUAUGUAACAAACAGAAGGUGGUAUCAAGAAAUAAUACUUGUUAAUUAUUGAUAGUUCUGUUUUUUAUUGUUUGUUUGUCUUUUUUCUGUUGUAGCUUGUCAGACUUCAUCUGUACCAGGACCAUCAAAUGCCCUCAAGAAACAAACAACAUCAUUACCCAAAAAAAUAAGCAAACCAAAAGUAACAAAAAACUAUCAUAGAACAGAUGAACAAAUCUCUCUUCAACUUGAGACAUUUAGGUUAGUGAAAUAAUUGAUAAAUUAAUUUGUGAUUAAACCCUGCCUUUUAAUAGUUGUGAGAUGGAGGCUGUGUGGUAGAGUGGUUAACACCUCAAACUCUGGAUCUGGAGUUCUGGGGUUCAAGCCUCACCCGUCCCCUUGUUUCCUUAGACAAGGAACUCUACUCCACCUUGUCUCUCUUCACCCAGGUGUAUAAAUGAGUGUCAGUGGCAUACUGCUGGGGGGGUUACCCUGUGAUGGACUAGCAUCCCGUCCAGGGGGAAGCAGCUAUACUCCAAGGCAGCUUCAUGCUAAGGAAAUCUGAAUAAGCUCCUGCUGUUUGGGCCUUUGACUCGUGUGCACCUUUUACCUUACUUUUUACCUUAGUUGCGAGAUGAAGUGAUACACCUGUAUAGAUUAUUUAACUAGGCUUAAGAGAGCAUGGCACUGUCUUGAAGAUAACAUUGUUUCCAUAAAUGAAUACCUGGAAAAGAUGUAACAAAGUAAUGUACACCAAAAGCCACUGCAAGAUGUUCACUUCUUUUUUUGACCAAAUAGAAUGUUAUCAGACAGUGUAAUAGCAAGUUCGCCCAGGGGUGGUUUUUACAAUAAACUGGGGCUCCACUGUAUUAUGUACUAUAAAUCGAGUUCAAGGUAUGUACUGUGAGUUACAGACCAAGUUUUUUUGCCAUUGAUUUAUGGCCUCUGUGUGAAGUGCAUUAAGGUGACUCGACCCAGUUUUUUUGGGGGGGUACCAUCCUACUUUGAAGGUCUCUGGUAUCCCCACCUUUACGUUUAUCGUAAGUCUAACACAUAGAAUGGAUAACAUAUAGAUCAAUCUACAAUAUAACAUGAAAUUUUUGGCGAUCAGAGUAAAUGUCAUGUGGUUAUAAUACCAUGCCCCUUUGAGGUCUGAGUCGAAAAGCUGCUGUUGCCGGCAUUUUUUCGUGAAAAUCCCUCGGCUACACGUAGUGCGCAUUAGUACCUUGCGCUGAACAGAGUUUCACCAAAAUCGCAAAGACCCAAUUCGAGAAAUUCAGCGGUUUCCAAAUUUAGGUCAUAAUUUACGCGAAAAUGAUAAGCAAACUUUACACGGAUUAUAUCUAAUAAACUACGAAUUUUUAAGAAAAUGCUUUUUUCGUGAGAUUGACUCUUAAACGCUGACAAACGUCAACAAAUAGCGAAAACUAUAAUUUCUAUAUGUUUGCUUCUCGAAAUCGCGCGCAUUUACAAGGCCCUAAAUUGUUUUGCUGACUAGCAAGGACCCAUCUGUUAUAACGAUACCCAAAAUAAAGAGAUGAAUCUCAUAGUUUAUUAGAUAUAAUCCGUGUAAAGUUUGCUUAUCAUUUUCGCAUAAAUUAUGACCUAAAUUUGGAAACCGCUGAAUUUCUCGAAUUGGGUCUUUGCGAUUUUGGUGAAACUCUGUUCAGCGCAAGGCACUAAUGUGCACUAUGUGUAGCCGAGAGAUUUUCACGAAAAAAUGCCGGCAACAGCAGAUUUUCGACUCAGACAGGUCUCAAAGGGGCGUGGCAUUAUAACCACGUGACAUUUACUCCGAUCGCCAAAAAUUUUAUGUUAUAUUGUAGAUUGAUCUAUAUGUUAUCCAUUCUAUGUGUUAGACUUACGAUAAAAGUAAAGGUGGGGAUACCAGAGAGCUUCAAAGUAGGAUGGUACCCCUCCAAAAAAACUGGGUCGAGUCACCUUAACCGUCAAUCAAUGGGGAAAAUGAGGAUCUGUAACGAUAAGUAUGGACUGAGAGUAUGAGGCUAGUAAAAAAAUUGUUUUAUCUCAGAGGUUAAUUGGCAUGUGGGAAAGGGAACAUGUUAGGGCAGUAUACUGAAAUAUGGCCAGCAACAUUCACCAAUCACAGUGCAUGUACUUACUAGGAAAUAUUAUAUGCGUAAUAAACAUCUACUGAUAAAUUAACUGAAUCAGAUGUUUAACUCCAGUCCUCCUGUCUGAAUACGUCACCCAGACAUAUAUUUUUUUAAAAGGGCUUAUAUCAUGUGUGUUAAGAAGAGGCUUAAUAAGAUAUUAGGUUUCAAUUAGAUUAUUGCAUUAUACAGUAUAUCUUACAUGCCAGUUGUAAAUUUUCCAUGUAAUUAGCAGUGUUUUGUGGACCUUUUUUCUGGAAUUAUCUUGCCAGCUUAGCCAGUGCGCACUCGCAUGGCUUUGCUUGCUUGUAGGCUCGAAAAUAGCGCUAUAUAAAUCAAGUGUAAUGUAAUGUAUAAAUAAAUAAAUAGAUAUUACUAUGACUAACUAUAACUAACUUCAUUUCUAUGUGGCUGGAUGAUAAUGUUAUUGUUUACUUGUUAAAAUUGCAGAGAUGGAAGUGGUGGCCCAGCAAAAAUACAGGUAAAUGUUAACGUUGUUUCUUUUUUAGUUUUGAAAUAGGUCAAUGAGAAGCCAUUGGAGUCUCAUAAAGUCACUUGUAUGCAAUAUUGAACAAAUCAGUAUUGACGAAAGUUGAAAUAAAAGCCCAAUUGAUGCACUCUGACGUCACUCUGGCUGCACUUAUUUGCACCAUAAAUGUAUCUGUGUUGUUGUUAGUUGUCGUUUUUGAAUGGCUCGCUACUCUCAAAAAGGCAAGGAGGGGGUUCAGAACUUAAAGAAUGUUAUUAAAAGGGAAAAACGUAUGCAGCGUUUAGGGAAUGUGGGAGUGAACUUUUUAUUUAUUGGUUGAUUGACUGAUUGAUUGAUUGAUUGAUUGAUUGGUUGAUUGACUGACGGAUUGAUUGAUUGAUUGAUUGAUUGACUGAUUGGCUGACUGACUAACUGACUGACUGACUGACUGACUGACUGACUGACUGAUUGACUGACUGAUUGAUUAAUUGAUUGAUUGAUUGAUUGAUUGAUUGGUUUAUUGACUGACUGAUUGAUUGAUUGAUUGUUUGAUUGCAGCCACUUCAGAAGAAAUACAUGAGACUCUCUACUCAAGUCACCAUUGGCUUAAUACAAAGAUUUUUGGCAGCUAAACUACACUUGGAAUCUGCGAACAUGGUAAAAAGAUUGCAGUUUAGUUUGUCUCUUUUAAACCUUAAUCGCUGCUCGUAAGAUGCUUCGCGCCAAAAGUGAAACGCGCCCACCUGAAGCCGAAACACGCUUGUAUCACUUCGUUUUCACUCGUACUCUAGACCGUUUCAUUUUACCAGUGCUCGCAUUCAUGGCCAACGCAAAAUACGGCUGUUUUGCUGUCUACAUAUACAUCUGUCGCCAGAAGUGGUUACGGUGGAAAAAAUACAAACAGUCACAUUCUUGGAAACCAAGAUAAGAUAGAUAGUGAAGCAAGAGAAAAUUUCUACGAGCAGAGGGUAAGAAAUGGGUGCUGUCGAGUUUUUUUUCCCUUUUGGUACUGUUCCUCGCCUUACUAUAAAUUCGUGCCUGGCUUUAUGAGGAUGAAAAAACGCAUGAUUUCUACUCUGUGUAUGGAUCGCAACUUGCAGUCCGCCUUUGAAUCCGUCGACUUCUCUUCCGUGGGCAUCAGUACACCCUCGUUUAUCGCGGCUUCCGUUGGCAUACGCCCUCGUUUAUCGCGGCUCGCGGCUGAAGAGAUUACGCACAGUUUACUCUGUUCAGUAUUUACACGCCAACUUAAUUAGCUAGACGAGUCUUCUGAUUGGAUAGUGUGGUUAUUAGUUGUCCUUGAUCACAUUGUUCGUUGUACAACUGAUUGAAAAAACGUUGUCGCUUGAAAAAAGAUUUGCAUCUGCACGAGCAGCUCGUGAUAAUGAAGAGUUUUGUCGAAAGAACUUUGAAUUCGCUUUUCUUAUGAACGUACAGUCAACUCUCGCCAAGACGGACACCUUUGGGACCGACACUAAGUGUCCGUUUUAGAGAGAUGUCCGUCUUAUAAAGGGUCAAAUAACGGGAAUAAGCAAAGGCAGGCACCAAAUCUAGGUGUCCAUUUUACAGAGGUGUCCGUCUUACAGAGGUGUCCGUUAAGGGAGAGUCGACUGUAUACCCAUAUCGCUCAUGAUUUAUACUAUUUAAGCGACAACGUUUUUUCAAUCAGGUAUAUUAUUUCGUGUAACUCACACACUCGUUAAUGGCGUAUCCUCUGUUAGGUUGGUAUCCUGUUUGACAAAAUGGAAAUGGGGAAAGAUUUAACGCUAAAAUACAUCAGCGAAAAUCUCUGCACCCAAGAGGUAUGGUUAUUUUUCUUUUUUAACUAAAUGUUUGCUGACCAUUAGUCUCCUAUGCAGCCCUUCAUGAGGGGCUUAAAGAUCCGACGACGGUGAAAACGCCGCUUAAAAACUGAAUUUCCAUUUUUUUAAUCUUCAUCGCGAUGUUUCCAUCCCACUUACUUUCCACUGGAAUUGAAUUUUUAACAUCACUUUUGAGAAUAUAUGUUGAAUAGCGUACGAAACGUCAAGUUUAUAAAAAUGCGAAAACUCGCAAUGUUUAUCACCGCUGUUUGUAUUUAAUUUUUGAUCAAACUAAGAUGGCCGAAGAACAAGAGUCUCUAUGAUACCAUAUCCAAGUUCAGAAAGAGUAGGAAAAUUUCGUCUUCGCUUGUUUACGUCUUCCAUAUAACGUGAAGUUAGGCAUCGUUUCACGUGCAGUGACGGUAAAGAAAUUACCCAGGGUGCCCGAGGUUUUUUCAUCCUAGGACUGAGAAUAUUGCUGUUUUAAUUUAGGUCAAUUUCUUGCUGAAGUCAUUGCUUAGUGCUUUUACCAAAACACAAAAUGUACCUGUAGCAUUAUGAUGUCAAACAAAUUUCACCAGGGAGCAUCAACCAUAAUAAUUAAUUGUUUUGUGGUUAGUAUUAAACCCUUAGGCCCCAGUAUCCACGUACAAAUUCUCCAAACUCAUCUCCAUACAUUUCCUUAAAGAAUAAGUUGAGAGAAUUUGAUAAAAGGUCAAGGCAUUUUUACUUGGGUGAUCAUUUUAUUAAUUCUCAUAACUUAUCUGUUCACUGAUGUAUGGAUAUUGUUAGGAGAAAAUUCAAACCAUGUCCAUCCUUGUCAUCGCAUCCGUAGCAACAGACGAGAGAAAACAGUCUCAGUGCCUGAAUAUAGUCAUAAAUAACAAAACUGGACCUUUAUUUUUGGCAUUUAAUUGAUGCGAAGACAAGUUUUAGCUGAUUUAAACGAUAGUAAGUAGCCUGACAUAGUCCCUUUAAACCUGAUGCUUUUUUGACGUUCUCGUUGCCUUCGCCGUCGUUUCAGGACCUUGAAGUCCCCAUUAUUAGGCCACGCACUGCUGCUCCCUGCAGGAGAAAGAAGCUGCCCUGUACCAAGUCGUCUCUCUCUCGAUGAAAAUCAUUUUCGUCCCCAGAGCCUCCUGUUCUCUUAGCCGGCGAUGUCUGAGCACGAGGACGAGGAGGUCCUCAGGCUCUCGUGCUCAGGGAUCCUCAGGCCUCGCCGGCUCAGGGAAUAGGAGGCUCUGGGGACAAGAAUGGAUGAAAAUUCGCGCGCAAAGGAAGGGGGACGCAACCUCGUUCCCAGGGUUGUCUCCUACCUGUCCCCUUCUCGCUCCAAGGGACGGGUAGGACGGAACUCUGGGAACGAGGUUGGGCGGGAAGGAGAAAACGGGCGAGAUUUUGCCCCUCUUUUUUCUCAUGCUUCUUUGCGCUUUGUCACCAGUCACUCGUGUGUCUCGUGUCCUCGAAAAACGAGGCCCCUUAGGAGGGGCAGAGAAAGAAGUCUUCCGAGCCUUUUUUGCCCGCACUCACACUUUUUUUUCGUUUUCAGGAAAAUUCUUCUGGACCACUGAUUCUUCAUUACAGAGCAGUGGAUGUAAAAACCUGA